Molecule: messenger RNA, 468 nt
Organism: Drepanopeziza brunnea f. sp. 'multigermtubi' MB_m1
Lineage: Eukaryota; Fungi; Ascomycota; Leotiomycetes; Helotiales; Drepanopezizaceae
Source: RefSeq, a predicted model, not a curated record
AUGCCAUCAUUUGCCCCCGAUGCCAGUGUAGCAAUCCUGGCAAUCGUCCGGCCGGCGGACCGCCCUCUCGAGCACUACAUUAUGGUCACUUAUCCACAGCUUGCUAUCCCAGCCGGGACGUUAGAUCCCCACCUCAAUAUCCGCCUCACUGCGCAAGAGAUCCACGAGGACAUCGGUCCUAUACCUAGGGCCGAUGAACUAGUGGACAUGAGCGGGCUGGUGGACCAGAAGGGUGGCGAUGAGACUCGUUUUGUCUUAUGGGAUAGAGUACUGGACAGAUCGGACAUCGAGGACAUGAAAGUUACAAUGGCGGAGGAAGGGGCUGUGGUGAGGUUGUUAGACCCCCACAGCUUCACCGAGAAAGCAAAAAGAGACAGCAAGUCCCAAGCAGCAUGGGACUCGUACCAAUACCUGAGGAAGACGCACCGGGACGUCCUGCCGGAGGUGAGGCGGUACCGUCGAAGCUGA